Blastomyces gilchristii SLH14081 is the source of this 240-nucleotide messenger RNA. RefSeq lists its product as uncharacterized. The coding region runs from base 1 to 240 and encodes 79 amino acids. The transcript has a single exon. The record is from RefSeq and is a predicted model, not a curated record. Lineage: Eukaryota; Fungi; Ascomycota; Eurotiomycetes; Onygenales; Ajellomycetaceae.
AUGCACUUUAUGAUUCAGAAUAUUGAGAAGGCAGCUCUGCUCUCUGAGCAUGUCAAUCUGCUUAUCACUGAGGUGAAACCUGAGACAGCAGACCAGGAAAUGCAGGAUUUUGAGAUGCAGGUUAAUCUGGCUAAGAGGAAGCAGUGGAAACCCUUCUCUGAGAAGGCAGUGAAGAGAGAUUUUAAGAUAAUUAUCACCUCAGAUGAGAAGAAGGAGAAGGAGAAGAAGAAUAAGAAGUGA